This is a messenger RNA of Durio zibethinus, 1025 nucleotides long. RefSeq names its product ubiquitin-conjugating enzyme E2 variant 1C. NCBI's taxonomy places the organism in Eukaryota, Viridiplantae, Streptophyta, Magnoliopsida, Malvales, Malvaceae. The record is from RefSeq and is a predicted model, not a curated record.
UUAAUAACAUAAAAUAAAACUAAAAUGUCCCCUUUAUUCUCCCCAUCCCAUAGCUAGUGGCUUUGCCUCUCGUCGCCUUUCUUUCACCGUAUUCUCUACUCUGACUCCUCUCUCUCUAUCUUCAAUCUCGCUCAUCGAUCAGAUCUCUCCAAACCCAUCAAACAAAACCUCCAGUGAACCACCCAUGACGCUUGGCUCAGGUGGAUCGAGUGUCGUGGUGCCUCGGAACUUCAGAUUGCUGGAGGAGCUUGAGCGUGGAGAAAAAGGUAUUGGAGAUGGUACCGUCAGCUAUGGAAUGGAUGAUGGAGAUGAUAUUUACAUGCGCUCUUGGACUGGCACCAUUAUUGGUCCUCACAAUACUGUACAUGAAGGUAGAAUCUAUCAGCUGAAGCUGUUCUGUGAUAAAGAUUAUCCAGAGAAGCCACCGAGCGUCCGAUUUCAUUCAAGGAUCAACAUGACUUGUGUUAACCAUGAAACUGGAGUGGUGGAAUCAAAGAAGUUUGGACUUCUUGCAAAUUGGCAGAGGGAGUAUACCAUGGAGGAUAUACUGACACAGCUCAAAAAGGAGAUGGCAGCCCCACAUAAUCGAAAGCUGGUCCAACCUCCUGAGGGUACCUACUUCUAGCUCUCAAGGUCAUAUAGAUAUCCUGGAUCUAAUUGCAUUUGUGGUAUGCAAUAUAUAGUUUGUAACGCUUGUUGAUCCUGUUUAAGUUAAGAACAUACUGGGGAAUGCUCUGAAAAGCUUCUCCAAUUACUUCUCCUUGGCUUCAUCUUCGUUAUCCUUUUUUGUCAAACUCUGUUGAAGGAUGCUGUUUGAUUAAUGGGAUUUUAUCCGUGUGUCAAAUAUUAAAAAUAGCCUUUUGGUUUUCGUUUUAGUUCUAGCUUUUUUUAUUCUUUAUUUCCUGAAGUAUUUCAGAAUUUCCUUGUUCUUUGAUCUCUUUGUUCCUCUUUGUGUACCAAAAAAACAAUUUUUUUAUCUCCCCCAAGAUGAAAAAGGGGUGGAAUACAGCACAGGACUUGUUAUA